UAAGGUAGAUAUUAUCCGCUCGCUGUUUGUAAAUGGCGUAACAAAUACUGAACAAUAUUUGAAACAUGUAACCCUUAGAUUUGAAACAGAAAAUUUUAAUUUUAUCAUUAAAUUUACCUAAUUCAAGAUAUGCAUACAAAAUUGAAACAAUAUAAAUAAGUUUAUAGGCUAUUUUUUUAUCAUGGCUACUAGUAGAUCCUUAAGUUCCUCAUCAGAAGCCCUUCCUGGAGCCUCAGACAGUGAUAUGAGUGCAGAUGAAGGAGGGCAAGGUAAUGAUAAUCGCAUUCAAUCAUUGCAGCAGGCUAAUAGAGUAUUAAAGAUGGAGUUAGAAAUGUACAAGUUACGUUGUAAGCAAAUGCAAGAAGAAAAUAAGACUCUAAGACAAGCUAGUGUUUCUAUCCAAGCCAAAGCUGAACAAGAAGAGGAAUUCAUUUCAAAUACAUUAAUGAAAAAAAUUCAUACAUUAAAAAAAGAAAAAGAAAUUCUUGCAAUGAAUUAUGAAGAGGAGGAGGAAUAUUUGACUAAUGAUCUUUCAAAAAAACUUUUUCAACUGCGCAAUGAAAAAGUUCAACUUGAACAAACUUUAGAACAAGAACAAGAGUUUCAAGUUAACAAGUUAAUUAGAAGAAUUGAACGGCUUGAAGCUGAAACUAUUUCAAAGCAACAUUUACUUGAACAGUUGCGUAAAGAAAAAGUUGAUCUUGAAAACACUCUUGAGCAAGAACAAGAAGCACUUGUUAAUAGAUUAUGGGUGAGAAUGGAAAAACUUGAAGCAGAAAAAAGAUUGUUGCAGCAGAAAUUAGAUCAACCCAUUUCAGAACCAGCAUCACCACGAAAAGAUACUGUUUUUGAUCUUGAUGUUGAUAAUCUUUCUGACAAUGUUAAUGCUCUAAGAGAUGAAGUUUUACGAUUAAGAUCUCAACUGUGUAGUGCUGCAGCAGAGCACAGCAAAACUAUGUCUAAGUUUGAAGAGGAAGAAAAUCAGCUGAAAGAAGAAAAUGUUAGAUUACAACGAAAGCUAUUACUGGAGAUGGAAAGAAGAGAACAACUUAGUCGUCAGCUCUCUGAAAGUGAAUCAAGUCUUGAAAUGGAUGAAGAGCGACAUUUUAAUGAACUUGCAGCUCAUGGAGGACCAAUUGCAUUUAGAGAUCGGGCUAUAUCAAGUCCUGUUCCAUACCCAACUCGACCUAAGUCACCGGCCCUUCACUCAGCUGCAGGUAGUAAUCCUUCUUCUUGUUUUACUCCACCUUCUCCAAUGACUGGAAAUCGAGUUUCUUCGAAUGUUGUAGGCAACUCCUCACCGAUUGCAAAAGUCCGCCAGUCGAAUAGUCCAAAGUGGGCUCAACAGUCUAAUGUUAUUGAUCGAUCUUCCUCUGCUGCUGGCGCUGGUAUUGAACGGCCUAAAAGUGGUCAAUCAAUGUCAAAAGUAGUUACUGGCAAAUGACCAAUCAAUAAAGAUUUUGAUGAAGUAGAUUUUAUAUCGUCCUUUUUUUUCUGAAAUAUUAUUUGAUACUAAACUCUGAAGAUAUUUGAAAAAAUGAAA
Hydra vulgaris (swiftwater hydra) is the source of this 1543-nucleotide messenger RNA. Its product is annotated as coiled-coil domain-containing protein 6. NCBI's taxonomy places the organism in Eukaryota, Metazoa, Cnidaria, Hydrozoa, Anthoathecata, Hydridae. The record is from RefSeq and is a predicted model, not a curated record.